This is a messenger RNA of Neolamprologus brichardi, 768 nucleotides long. NCBI's taxonomy places the organism in Eukaryota, Metazoa, Chordata, Actinopteri, Cichliformes, Cichlidae. The record is from RefSeq and is a predicted model, not a curated record.
AUGUCAAAGCAUGGACACGAGACGCUGGCAGAGGAUCCUUUGGAUCGAUCGUGGGGGAAAGGAGACAAAAAGAAGAAAAAGAAGAAAGUGUCCAACACAGACACACUGCAGGAGCAGCGAAAAAACAAGAAGGAGAUGGAGUUUGAGCUGAAACUCGCCAAAGAGAAGGAAGAGAUGCACGAGCGAGAGAAGCAACUCAAGAUCAGUCGGCUGGUUCAGGAGGUUUCAGAGACGGAGAGGGAAGACUUAGAGGAGUCAGAAAAGGUGCAGCACUGGGUGGAGCGUCUAUGUCAGACACGACUGGAGCAGAUCUCGUGUGUGGAGAAUGAAUCCCCCGAGCAACUAGCUCCCAGUCCCCCCAACCAGAGGCGUCAGAUGGCCCCGGUCAUGUCUAAGCCUGUCAUGCUGCCUCAGUCACAGACCCACCGCCCAGAUCCACACAGACCUGCUCUACGAUCUGAUGGCCUGCCUCCUGAAAUGUUGAAACGGAUGGUGCCUUUCAACUCGUCUUUUAAAACAAACAACAAGCGACAAGGAUUUCAGAAAUAUGUGGAUGACUUUGACCCCUACUCCAUGUUCUCUGAUAGCCAGAUAGCCGGCCGAGAUGCGAGGCAGCUGCGAAUCAAAAAGGAUGGAAACCUUGACCUGGCGCUGGAGGGGGGAGCAGACUCUCCUUUGGGGAAGUUGGUGGUAUCUGCAGUGUAUGAGGGUGGUGCUGCUGAUAAGCACGGUUAGUUCAUUUUUAAUCUCCACACUUGCUUGUCAUGA